AUGGGGGGCAAGUCUCAGAACAAGGCCGCUUACUUCGAUAAGCUCAAGGCCCUCCUCGAGGAGUACAAGUCCAUCUUCAUUGUCGGCGUCGACAAUGUCUCCUCCCAGCAGAUGCACGAGAUCCGUGCCUCGCUCCGUGACGUUGGCGUCGUCCUGAUGGGCAAGAACACCAUGGUCCGCCGUGCUCUUAGGGGCUUCAUUGGCGAGAACCCCGAGUACGAGCGUCUUCUGCCCCACGUCAAGGGCAACGUUGGUUUCAUCUUCACCAACGGCGAUCUGAAGGAGAUCCGUGACAAGAUUCUCAGCAACCGUGUCGCUGCUCCUGCCCGUGCCGGUGCCGUCGCCCCCGCUGAUGUCUUCGUCCCGGCCGGCAACACUGGUAUGGAACCCGGCAAGACCUCUUUCUUCCAGGCCCUCGGUGUCCCCACCAAGAUUGCCCGUGGUACCAUUGAAAUCACUUCGGACCUGAAGCUCGUUGAGGCUGGUAGCAAGGUCGGUGCCUCCGAGGCUACCCUGCUGAACAUGCUCAACAUUUCUCCCUUCACCUACGGUAUGAAUGUUGCCCAGAUCUACGACAACGGCCAGACCUUCGACUCCUCCGUCCUUGACAUCGAGGAGUCGCAGCUCCUUGCCACCUUCUCCUCGGCCAUCACCACCAUUGCCUCCAUCUCCUUGGCUCUCAACUACCCCACUCUUCCCUCGGUCAUGCACUCCGUUGUCAACGGUUACAAGAAGGUGCUGUCCGUCGCCGUCGAGACCGACUACUCUUGGGAGGCCAUCGAGGAGCUCAAGGACCGCAUUGCCAACCCCGACAAGUACGCUUCGGCUGCCCCCGCCGCUGCCGCCGGUGGUGCUGCUGCCCCUGCUGCCGCUGCCGAGGAGAAGAAGGAGGAGCCCGAGGAGUCCGAGGACGAGGACAUGGGCUUCGGUCUGUUCGACUAA
Molecule: messenger RNA, 942 nt
Organism: Diplodia corticola
Lineage: Eukaryota; Fungi; Ascomycota; Dothideomycetes; Botryosphaeriales; Botryosphaeriaceae
Product: 60s acidic ribosomal protein p0
Exons: 3
Coding region: 1-942 (313 amino acids)
Biological process (GO): cytoplasmic translation; ribosomal large subunit assembly; ribosome biogenesis
Cellular component (GO): cytosolic large ribosomal subunit
Molecular function (GO): large ribosomal subunit rRNA binding; structural constituent of ribosome
Source: RefSeq, a predicted model, not a curated record